Effrenium voratum is the source of this 1087-nucleotide messenger RNA. NCBI's taxonomy places the organism in Eukaryota, Dinophyceae, Suessiales, Symbiodiniaceae. The record is from the annotation of a GenBank genome assembly.
GAGGGAACCAAACUUUAGGCACGCGACUGCUUGGUAUGUCCAGCGCAGCACGGCCUGCCGAGAUGGGGAAGGAGAAGGAGCCGCAGAAAAAAAUGCCGGUAUUGCAGAUGGUGCUGAAGGGGGUGCUUCUUUUCAUGCUGCCGCAACUUCUGUUGAUGGUGGUGAACGGCCCAGUGGACGGUAAUGGAGAUGAAACUUCUGGCUAUUGGGGUCCCAAGACAGCGUCUGUGAAUUGGUGUGAGCGCGACUAUGUGGUGACUCACUACAUCGCAGAGUUCGCCAAUUCCCUGACCUCUCUGAUCAUUUGCGCCUUCGGCAUCUACGGGAUGUACGCGCAUCAAGGCGCCGUGGAGCUGCGAUACCAGGUGGCCUUCGCGUUCUUUGUAGUCGUCGGGCUCGGCAGCGUGGCGUUCCACGGCACGCUGCUGCGGUCCAUGCAACUGCUGGACGAGCUUCCGAUGGUCUGGGGCAAUGCGAUUUUUAUCUACAUCUGCCGCACCAUGCAUGACGAGGUGGGCCACGUCAGGUAUUUGGAAUGCGCGAUUCUCUUCCUGGCAACGCUGAUGGCCACCCUGGCAAUCAUCCGGUUCGAUUCCGACAAUCAGAAUGUGUUUCUGGUAUGCUACGGCUCUGGCGUGGUGUAUUUGGUCCAGCAGUCCCACGGCUUCUCUGCGCUUUCCUCGCCGAAUUCCUCGGCGCAGAUGCUGUUCACCAUGGCCAUGAUCGCCUACUCUUCGGGCUUCAGCCUGUGGCUUGUGGACCGGAACUUCUGCACCUCCGCACGGUGGCUGUACCUCCACACUUUUUGGCAUUUCGGCGCCGGGUUCGGCACCUUCUGCGCGGUGCUGCAGUGGAUCAUGGUGCGGUGCCAGGUGCUGCAGAGGAAGAGCCGCCUGCAGGGCGGUUUGGUGACCUGGUGGGUGGAGAUGCCGCAGAAGUGAGCUGAAGGCCCGCCAAAGGGCUUGAAUAGUCUAACCAAUCGAUCGGAAAAAAUGAGCGGAUGCGAAUGAGUUGGGCCCGUUUCUGGCGGGUUUUGAAAGGCGCACGGAAGCCGACAGUGUGACGCCUAGUCCUUUGUCAAUUCCCC